CCUAUAUAAGCCUGACAACAAAGACAAAUCUUGUCAUAUGAUUCUGAAGUAACUUGAUCUAGUUUUAACAAUUCUCCUUUCGAAGAAAGAAAGUGUGACUGAAAUCAGGAUGAAGAGGGUUGCCUCUCUCAAGUUUUUGGCGGGAGUUGUCUGGGUGAUGCUGGUGUUCGUUGAUGAGAUGCAAGGCCAGCAGCAGACGAUGGGUUUGGUGGAAUCAGCUAAAUCUGUUCAAGAUCUAGCUCACAUUGCUGUGGUGGAUGCUCUGUCUCCUCUUCAGACGGCACUCUCCCUGCUGGAGUCUCAGUGGUCGAAACUGGAGGCUACUGCUAACCAGAAGAAGCUAAACUUUGCAUCCAUCACUGCACCUACAGUGAACACACAGGACAUUUUAGCAUGCCGAGCCCGAUCUGUUCCCAAAUACACAAAUCUUCUGAAACAUCUGGUGGACAAAGAGCAUGAAAUCGGCAACCAGGUGGAGAACGCCACCCUCAUCGCCAAUGCUCUUCAAUUCGUGUCUCAACUCGUCGCUAAUGACCAAAUCCAACAAGAUACUCUCCAGGCAAUAACCACCAAGAUGAACGCCUUCGUGACUGACUACAAGAUGAUACUAUCAGGUUUCGAAUCCUCUGUCUGCAUCAGUGAUAACAAUGAUAACGUCCAGAUGCUGAGGAUGCUAGCCAGCGGGUAA
Molecule: messenger RNA, 688 nt
Organism: Strongylocentrotus purpuratus (purple sea urchin)
Lineage: Eukaryota; Metazoa; Echinodermata; Echinoidea; Camarodonta; Strongylocentrotidae
Product: sperm-activating peptides
Exons: 4
Coding region: 110-688 (192 amino acids)
Source: RefSeq, a predicted model, not a curated record